AUGACCCAAAAAUUCGAAACUUUUGGGCAGUAUUUUCGGAAAUGCAUUGAAUUGCGGUAUUAUGUCCUGUACCACAUACUACUUUGGACAAAAGGUUCUAAUGAGAUGAUGAUGAUAAUUAUAUUCUGCACUCCUUUGCUGUCAAAAUUUUUCUUGUCUUUGUGCUUGCAUUUGUCAGUUGUGUUCUAUGUUUCUUUGUCUGGAAGGUACUGCAAGGGUUUUGCGGCAGGAGUUUACUGUGUGGACUGUUGCGCAUGCACAGAAUGCUUUAACAAACCCGAAUAUGAGGAGAUUGUGCUUGAUACACGACACCAAAUUCAAUCCCGUAAUCCCCUUGCAUUUGUCCAAAGAUUGUCAAGUCUGUUACUGACUCUCCAGCAAAUUAAAUGGAAGGUGGGAACUGGACGACACCAUCCUCAGCCAGGCACAAAAGGGGCAGCAAUUGCAAGAAGUCAAAUUGCCUUAAAAAAUAUUGUGAAUGUUUCCAGGUACAUGUUGAUGUUUGUUCCUAGCUCUAUGUUAUACCAGAAACUGCAGUCGCUUUUUCAGAGCUCGCUGCAUUGACUUCCAAGUGAAGUGGCAUGGUGGUUUGAAAAAGGAAAAAGUCAUGCUGUUGGUUUCCUGUUUUUCUACAAUGAACAAGAAAAUAAUGCUCAUUUUCACUCGAAAUGGAAGUCAGAGUAGCAGGUUGGAUCACCGUGGAUUUUGUUUAGAAAACUUGUUUGCUCUUAUUAAAGGCUAGAGAUGGAUGUUCUGAUGGAUGCAGAUGUGAGAAUCCAUGCCAUCAGAAACUUGAAACCAAAAGGAGACUGUUACUGCAGAUUCCAUCAAGGCUGGGAGAGUGCAAUGCUCACCAAAUUGGGAAGAACUUGUGAAUAUAAUCCACGGAACUCCACCUGUGUCACAUCAGAACUUGGGAUCAGUGACUUAUUCCAGCAAUCCUAUUGCCGGGAACUCCUCAAAUGUUUCACAAAUUGAUCUACAUUGCAGGAGGAGUUACCAGUCUUCAGUCGGUUACCCUCCCUGGAGUUGUUCACCAUUGAGUCUUGCCGCUGAAUUAUCUGAGGGCAUGCCCCCACAGGAAUUUGGUUGUCACAUCCCUCAGUAUACCAUACUGAAGGGCGGUGACACGCCUGAGAUACUCAGAAUAACUUCUACUCCCUCCAAGGCAGGUGAAUCUUACUCGCCAAAUAAAAAACGAAUAUCACCGCCUCAACAUCAACCACAGGGAUCAAAAUCAAGGUAUUUACCUAGCUUGAGAAGCGGCCGCAAAUUUAUUUUGCAAUCCAUGCCCUCUUUCCCACCUCUCAGUCCAUGCAAUAAAAUCUAAAGAUUGCUUUGACGGGCCUGAGAAGGAUCAUAAAGGCAGUUAGUGAACGGCAUGUGCAUGUUGGUGCAAGUCAUUGGAUUGUUAUUUCAUCUUAAACUUUGAUUAAUGCUAAAAGGCCUUGCUUCUUGAAAGCAAAGUAAAUCAUCUCAAAGUGCUCUUCUCAGGUUGAAAGCCAAGAAACUGCCUGCAAGUACAGAAAAAUGAAAUCUUUAUGCGGCCAAGACUACAAGGAAGAAUUAUUGCAGGCAGAGGUGCUAUUUAUUUGCCUUGUCACCCUUGUAGGGUUCAGAAAUUUUGCUGGUAGCCUACACAAGUAGCAAAUGGAAGAAUCCUUUAGUGAUAAAGAUAUUCCUUCCAAAAUAUCUGUUACAUAGAGCAGUUUGUUAAUCUUGAACAUGUUUGGUCAUCUUACCGAUGCCAAAAUGGUGGAUUUUGUCAAUAUUGGUUACCAUGCAUUGCUGCAGUAGAAAGAAAUUCUUUUCUUGUUGAACGUAUAUAGUCAAUACAUGGUAGUUAAUCAAAAUUAUAUUGUGUCCAUAAACAUCUGAGAAGAGAACCAGACAGGCAUGGUCGAUAAGGGGAGAUGGGGAAAUAGAGAGGGAGAGAGAGAUCAAAACCUUACUAGCUUAAAUAUCAUAUCAGGUACCACAUUAUGAGCGAGAACCCUUAAGCCCCAGCCUCGCAGUGAGCCAGUUGCGGACCUCGUCACUGCAAAAUCAAUCCAUUCACAAAAUUACUUUCUUGCUUUAUAUGUUAGCUACAAGUAGCAAAAUCCAGCGGAUUGAAGAAUUAAAUAAUUAUCCAUCAUAGAAUUUAAAUGUGAAGUGCCGGAAUCCUGCUGCAUAUAAGAAAUUGGUUGAGUUCUCU
This is a messenger RNA of Tripterygium wilfordii, 2197 nucleotides long. RefSeq lists its product as uncharacterized. Gene Ontology annotation, molecular function: DNA-binding transcription factor activity. Bases 1 to 564 code for a protein of 187 amino acids. Lineage: Eukaryota; Viridiplantae; Streptophyta; Magnoliopsida; Celastrales; Celastraceae. The record is from RefSeq and is a predicted model, not a curated record. The transcript is spliced from 4 exons.